This is a messenger RNA of Drosophila subpulchrella, 570 nucleotides long. RefSeq lists its product as uncharacterized. The record is from RefSeq and is a predicted model, not a curated record. NCBI's taxonomy places the organism in Eukaryota, Metazoa, Arthropoda, Insecta, Diptera, Drosophilidae. The transcript has 3 exons. The coding region runs from base 1 to 570 and encodes 189 amino acids.
AUGGAUUUCCUCCGCUACUCAUUUGUUUCAAUUUUGUUCGGUGUACUGCUGAUCAAUGAAAUCAAAGCAGCGCGGAAAUGGGAGUACGAACCUUUAUCGGUCGCUGGCAUCUCUUCGGAUGACAGUUUAAUAAGUUUCGAUAUGAAAAUCGUUCGCAUAUCUCGCGGCGAAUAUGGAAUAUCAGCCACAGUCGUUUGGAACUACGAUACGACUGAGGAAACCAUGGUUGAGGCCGUUGUCUACCGAAGUUCUUCGGGAGAUGAGAGGGACUACAUGUUGCUCCCUUUUUCCAUUCCCAAGCAAUCCUUUUACGAUUACCUCAAUACCUACUAUAAGAAUGUGAUAAUGAAGAACUUUGGCCCCUGCUCCAACGUUCCGCAGUUCGAGGACAAAUUCCAACCUCCAUGGCCAAAGCAGACUUAUAAUGCAGAAAAAUGCGUUUUUAGUGGCGAGGGAUUGCCUGAAAUAAUAUUGCCCGGAUUCUACAAGAUUAUUUUCAAUUGCAGUGGACCGAACCAGCCGUCAUGGGCCUUUGUUGCUAUUCUUAAAAUGAGAAACAAAAUAUUCUGA